This is a messenger RNA of Pungitius pungitius (ninespine stickleback), 2316 nucleotides long. Its product is annotated as 6-phosphofructo-2-kinase/fructose-2,6-bisphosphatase 4-like. Bases 73 to 1593 code for a protein of 506 amino acids. Lineage: Eukaryota; Metazoa; Chordata; Actinopteri; Perciformes; Gasterosteidae. Gene Ontology annotation, cellular component: cytosol. The transcript has 14 exons. The record is from RefSeq and is a predicted model, not a curated record. Gene Ontology annotation, molecular function: fructose-2,6-bisphosphate 2-phosphatase activity; ATP binding; 6-phosphofructo-2-kinase activity. Gene Ontology annotation, biological process: fructose metabolic process; fructose 2,6-bisphosphate metabolic process.
AGAGGGGGGGGGGGGAGAGAGAGAGAGAGAGAGAGCACCCGGUUUCACCUCCAUCACCGCCGAGCAGCGCGGAUGAAACACCGGCCGCACUCGGAGCCGCACCAGGGGAAAAAGCCCCGCGUUCCCGCAGACUCCUCCUCCUCCUCCGCCGCCGCACCGCCGGACGGGAUGGAGGACAAAGCGCCGCCGAUUCCGCGGGAGCUCACGCAAAACCCCCUGAAGAAGAUCUGGAUGCCGUAUAAAAAUGGCCUUCCCGAAACGCACAUUUCGCAGAGAAAGGUGUGUAUGACCAACUGUCCCACCUUGAUUGUGACAGUGGGUCUUCCCGCCAGAGGGAAGACGUAUAUCUCCAAGAAGCUGACCCGCUAUCUCAACUGGAUUGGAGUGCCCACCAGAGAGUUCAAUGUCGGGCAGUACAGGAGAGAGUGUGUGAAGAUCUACAAGUCCUUUGAGUUCUUCCGUCCAGACAACGAGGAGGGGUUAAAGAUCAGACGGCAAUGUGCCUCAGCAGCAUUGAACGAUGUGCGACAGUAUCUCACGGAAGACGGAGGCCAAGUGGCGGUUUUUGAUGCGACAAACACCACCAGAGAAAGACGAGAAACCAUCAUCCAGUUUGCAGAGCAGAACGAAUUUAAGGUGUUCUUCGUGGAGUCUGUGUGUGAAGACCCGGAUGUGAUACGGGAGAACAUCGUGCAAGUGAAGCUGGGCAGCCCCGACUACACCAACUGUAACACGGAGGAAGCGGCGGAAGAUUUCAUGAAAAGGAUCAAGUGCUACGAGAACUCCUACGAGCCGCUGGACGAAGUCCUGGACAGGGAUCUCUCCUUCAUUAAAAUCAUGGACGUGGGUCAGCGCUACCUGGUCAACAGGGUGCUGGACCACAUCCAGAGCAGGAUCGUCUACUACCUCAUGAACAUCCACAUCACGCCACGCUCCAUCUAUCUGUGCCGCCACGGCGAGAGCGAGCUCAACGUCAACGGCCGGAUCGGUGGAGACUCUGGCCUCACGCCGAGAGGGAAAGAGUUUGGGAAGAAGCUGAGCCAGUUCAUCCAGACUCAGGGCAUCAGCGACCUGAAGGUGUGGACCAGUCAGAUGAAGAGGACCAUCCAGACAGCCGAGGCUCUCAGUGUGCCCUACGAACAGUGGAAGGUCCUGAACGAGAUCGAUGCCGGCGUGUGUGAGGAGAUGAUGUACGAGGAGAUUCAGGAUCACUUUCCUCUGGAGUUUGCCAUGAGGGACCAGGACAAAUACCGCUAUCGGUACCCAAAAGGAGAGUCCUACGAGGACCUGGUGCAGCGCCUGGAGCCGGUCAUCAUGGAGCUGGAGCGCCAAGAGAACGUGCUGGUCAUCUGUCAUCAGGCUGUCAUGCGUUGCCUGUUGGCCUAUUUCUUGGACAAAACGGCAGAGGAGCUGCCCUACCUGAAGUGCCCGCUGCACACCGUGCUGAAGCUGACACCAGUGGCCUACGGCUGUAAAGUGGAGUCCAUCAGCCUAAACGUGGAUGCAGUCAACACACACAGGGAGAGGCCGGAGAACGUAGAAGUGUCGCGGAUGUCAGAGGAGGCUUUGCUAACAGUGCCAGCUCACCAAUGAGGCCGUUGUCCCCCCCCCGUCCUCCUUUGCCCUUCUUUACGCACAAUGAACCUGGAAAACUCGGCAACCUCUAGUCUUUCUUCUCCACCUGUCUUUGUUUGAAUCCCCCACCACUGUUCCGAUCUUCUGUUUGUCGUCCACGUAUAUUUUAGGCAUGAUGAUGAUGAUGGUGAUGAUGGUGAUGGUGGUGGUGGUGGUGGUAAUUGACUGGAAUCCAGUUUGUAAAUUUGACACGGAUCUUGUGUCCAGAGCACGUUCUCUCAUUUUUGGAGAUUGAAUGGUAGGGUGUCUGAACUGAUGCUGUAAUCCCAAUUGUGAAGCAUUGAAAUUCGAGCACCUUUUUUUUCUGAUGUUUGUUUUCUUAUAGAUUUUUCCUGUAGAACUGAUUUCACAAUGUUAACUUUCGGCGCUUUGCUCACCUCAUACUUCUAGAGAGAGAAGUCGGGACGCUCUAAUCUUAGUUUUACAGCAUUGCGCAACUCCAAACAAAGUUGGGCCUUUUUACAUUUUGCACAUAAAAUAAUCAAUUCUGUUAAUUUUCUUAUUAAAUGUCAUUACAGUUUGUUUCUAGUUUUAGGAUGUCUAACAGUAUCUAUGAAAAUCCUCACAAUACAAUUAUACUUUUGUUUUAUUGUUCUUUUUGUUCAAUGUGAAGGUCCUUACAGAAUAAUAUCUGAGAGGAAGUAUUUCUGUUUGUUUCUAAAUAAACUCACCUCAACCUUU